AACACUGAGGUGCAUAGAUGUAUGGCGUUUUUGUCGAACUGUCAAUGUCAGAAAUGUGCCGUAAUAAAAAUUGUGCAAUUUUGUUUUUCUAAGGUUUUUUUAAUCGAAACAUUGUAAGUUGCAUAUAACAAAAAUGUUUAAGUUACUCAGCCGGCAUGGGCGCCGUGGUGCUGUUAUGAAUGUAUUCUGCGAAAGGUUUGAGGUUAAGAAGGCGCGAGUCUUCGUUUAUUCUUCAAGUGUAUCAGUGAGAUUUGCUUCUAAUACAGGCAGCGAUGCAGGAAAGACUGCCCCGCUGGUCGACCCUAUACCAGAACCGCCGCCAGUACCAGAUCCAUCCACUUUUGCUGAUGUAACAGAAGCAGUACAACAGUUGGCCGCAAAUGGGGAACCUACCUUUGCUAGUCUGGGACUUGGUGGAUGGGGCCCUGUAGGCAUAGUUCAGAACUGUCUGGAGUACUUGCACGUGUCAUUAGACGUGCCCUGGUGGGGCGCGAUCGUCAUGGGUACAUUAGUGGUCCGUAUUCUCAUGUUUCCACUUGUUAUUAUAUCACAAAGGAAUUCCGCGAUUAUGAACAACCAUUUACCGGAAAUUCAAGUCUUGCAACUCAAGAUGACACAAGCUAGACAGACGGGCAAUCAGAUCGAGACUGCUCGGUACGCACAAGAAAUGAUGCUUUUCAUGAAAGAGAAAGGUUUGAACCCACUCAAAAAUAUGCUUGUGCCAUUAGCUCAGGCCCCACUCUUCAUUUCAUUCUUUGUUGGAUUGAGAGGUAUGGCAAAUUGUCCAGUUGAAAGUAUGAGCCAUGGUGGUUUAUGGUGGUUCAUGGAUUUGACAGUGCCAGACCAAUUCUUCCUGCUGCCAAUAAUAACAAGCGCCACACUGUGGGCGACAAUUGAACUUGGAGUGGACGGAGGCCGUCUGGAUGCUCAGAACAUGCAUGUCAUGAGAUACCUCCUCCGUGCAGUUCCCCUUGUGAUGAUACCAUUCACAAUCAACUUCCCUGGUGCUAUCCUUGUCUACUGGUGUUCCAGUAAUUUCAUAUCAUUAUUACAAGUUGGCUUGCUUAAAGCUCCAGUGGUGAGAGACUAUUUUAAAAUCCCCAGAUUGAUGUCUCACAAGCCCGAUAACUUGCCAAUGAAGAAGAAAGGAUUUGUCGAAGGUGCAAAGGACUCAUGGACCAAUUUAAAGAUUUCCAGGGAGUUGGCAGACAGACAAAGGGUUGAUGAAAUGAUGUUCACAAAAGCAGGAAAAGGUCCCCUACAGAAAACAUAUAAAUAUGAUCCAACUAAGUUAUCAAAUGUACAAACUAAACCAAAGUAGGUUAUAUCAAGCAUUUAGAAAUUAUUGUAGACUUAUUAUGUAAUUAAUUAUAUAAAACUGUAAAGGUUUUGAAAUA
Messenger RNA from Manduca sexta (tobacco hornworm), 1397 nucleotides. RefSeq names its product mitochondrial inner membrane protein OXA1L (gene OXA1L). The transcript has a single exon. Gene Ontology annotation, molecular function: membrane insertase activity. Gene Ontology annotation, biological process: mitochondrial respiratory chain complex IV assembly; protein insertion into mitochondrial inner membrane from matrix. The record is from RefSeq and is a predicted model, not a curated record. The coding region runs from base 134 to 1321 and encodes 395 amino acids. Gene Ontology annotation, cellular component: mitochondrial inner membrane. NCBI's taxonomy places the organism in Eukaryota, Metazoa, Arthropoda, Insecta, Lepidoptera, Sphingidae.